This is a messenger RNA of Penicillium brasilianum, 4216 nucleotides long. The record is from the annotation of a GenBank genome assembly. Lineage: Eukaryota; Fungi; Ascomycota; Eurotiomycetes; Eurotiales; Aspergillaceae.
CCUCGAGCCUAUGCACCACUGAAACGUGGCACCGAUUAUUCCUCUAAUUCACCGACUCUGACUGGAGGUCUAGGCUACGGAUUUUCCCGUUGCCAAGGCUGACUUAUCGGAAAGCUGAGACAUCCACUUGUAGGGCCAAUGGCAUAUCGCACCUAAGCCUUCCCCUACGGGCUAAGACCCACAAUGUCAGAAAGCCGAACGUGUUUCUCCUGACUCUGGUUCUCAUAAAGUACAUGUGCCACUUGCGAAGUUUUCGCUCUAACGUUUCUUUCCCCAUGUUGGAUCUCUGUGCCGGGGGAGACUGAUCUCCUUCAAUCCUUCCCACCACACUCUUUGUAUUAGGCGUUGCUACAUGAGUCGCGGGCGAUUCAAGCGGUGUGCAUAUCUUACCGAUGCAUGAUCUUGGAUCACCACAUCAGCAAGAUUAAGCGCUUCUCCGGCCUGUCAAAAGUGCCAUGGUGACAAUAUGAGUCCGCCAACCUAACAUUUCGUCCCUAGCGCCUCUGCGAAUGAGCGCUCGUUAUCUUUUCUCGUGAUCUAUCAGCAACAGAGAUGCCAGCCACGGAUGGGCAGAACUCGGUACAGAAAUGGCGGGCCUCCAGAGGUUGGCUACCUUGGACGUUACACAAAGUAUACCUUCUUCCGCUGGCAGGGUUGUUUCUGUUCAUGUUGGGGGUCAUCGAACUUCUGCGCGAAUACUCCAAGCGAAUGGGAGGCAUAGUUCAUUGGGCAUAUGAAGAGGACCUUCCGACCGCCACAUGGGGAGCCUACACCUAUCUGCCUUUGAUCUUUGCCCUAUUAGCCAUCAACCUUCUCGAUGUUUGCGCUCAGGAUGUAUUACGGCUUGAACCUUACUUUCAGCUAGCCAAGCCGGGCGGGGCUCCGGCCACCGUGCUGUUCAACAAUUAUUGCUGCAAUGCGUUUACGGCAUCUAUCAUAGCGUUUCGCAAUCGCCAUUGGGUUGUACUUUGUGUCGCGCCUGUCUCAUUAAUUUUCCGCAUGUUUCUCCCCUCGCUGCUAGCUGGUCUAGUGAUCUUGGACGAUGGGAGUUGGGUUGAGAGGAAAAUCGUCAACACCUGGCCGACUAUCAUUGAUCUGGAAAUUCAACAACUUUGGCUAGCAGCAGGAUCUUCGGGCGAGGGGCCUAUGGGCUCGCCGGAGCUGAACAGUUUCUUCAUGCCUGACCCUGCAGACUACGCAACUCCUCCUACCUCGCUGCCUGACGACCAAAACGAAUCCUCUUUGCUGACUUUGAAUCAAACCAUAUAUUGGUCGAAUAUGACAUGUGUCAGCAAUACUCGAAGAGGGCUAUCGCCACAAACCGAGACAAACCUCACCUUAACGAGCCAAUUGCCUCAUGGUCAACAAAUCUGGUCGUGGAAUGUUGGAAAUAUGUCAAUGGGGAACCUUCCAGGAGGUAACAGCAGCUCACGAUGUCAAAUUAGCACCGCACUGGACACCGUCAUUGGCUCAGAUCAACAAACUUUACAAGCAAAGUUUUGGGAGCCCAUGGGCUAUGAUGGGAAAUUGCUGGCCCCGUCUGCCUUCACCUAUGAGGAUUGCAGUGCAUUCAAGGUCUUCGGGGUCAUUGUCGAUAUGCAACUUGCCGCAGGAAAUGUUUCUGACUCGAAUGUCACUGUGCUUGCCUGUUCACCAACAUAUCAGCAAGCAUGGGCAUCUGUGACUCUCAACCCAAACGCCUCCAUCGCCGAUGUGGAUAUGACGCCUUCAACUGUCAAGUCUCUCGACACCGCUGAUUUCUAUGUGGAUGGAAUCCAUGAUCUGAUUGCUUCUCGAUAUUUGACAUCAGAGUCUGAUGUCCGUUUUGGAAACACCACGCAGCUGAAUGUGUCUGCCAGUAGCGGCGACCCUGUCAUCGUCGCAACCGACUCGACUAUAUUGAACUACGAGGAAUAUGUGCAGGAAAUCCGCCAGUAUUGGAAUUCAGACUUCAUCGUCACGAUCGAUCGAUUUUUCAGCCCUGGUGGGUUUCCAACGCCCGUCGAAGCCAGCCAGCAGAGUUUUGUUAUCAUAUUGACGGUCGCAUCUAAGGCCGCAACACUCGCCGAAGCUAUUCUAGCCCUGGGCCUCUGUAUGAUUGCUACACUAAUAUACAUGUACCGGCGCCGGUCUAAUUUCUUGCAAUGGGACCCGGGGUCAAUAGCUGCUCAAUGCACAAUCGUUGCACAGCUCUUCAAGCCAUCAACCAAAGUCAUGUUUUCAGAGGCAAAAUUGGACAUGGCAACCACUCGUCAACUUCGGCAAUGGGCAAAUGGUAAAUGGUGCGAGUGGGUAGACGAAGAUGGCGAAGAAAAGCUCCAAGUGGUUGAUCGGAGUGAAGCAUCUUUGGCUCCACCUCACCCACCUCCCCGUCGCCGCGAUCCCAUGCCCCAUUUCCUGCGGCCUAUUUGGUUUCUACUCGAGUGCUUGCUUUUCGCUGCGAUAUUGGCUCUGUUCGGUGUGAGUUUGUCAUACAUUCGCUUGAAGAAUAUCAACUCUCUUUUCAGUACCGGAGCAACCGUGGCCAUGAUUUUCCUCAACUUCGGUCCCACUGCGAUUGCGUCCAUUAUUGGCUCAUUCCUCGUCUCCAUUUAUCGCAAUCUGAGCUCGAUGGAGCCUUGGAUCAGGCUGCAAGAUGGAAUGGCCUCGGCGCGGCAGUCUGUCGUCGAGAACUAUGGGAUUCAAACACCAUUCAUUCCAUUGUUCAUCAGACGCCACCGAAGGUCCGGCAUUCUUCUUACAUUAUCUAUUGUGUGCCUGGGAGAUCUCGUGCUUCGAAUUCUCAGUGGUGGCCUCUUUACACCACAACUGAAGAACUAUUUAUCGCCAAGCUCGGAUCUGAUCAGCAUGUACAACUCUUCUGCCAUGGUCAACAAUGUCAAUCAAAGUGAUAUCCAAAUGACCUUGGUGGCAACAGGCAGACUUUUAAACAAUGUCUCGUUCCUUCAAUGGGCUUCAACGGAUGGAAAGUUCUUCAUGGUGCCAUUUUCGAUUCACAAUACCUCUGAAGAUGACCAAGAUGAGGACGAUGACUAUACCGUAUAUUCUGCGACGACUCGCGGCUUUGGAGCCGACCUCGACUGCAAGGUGCUCCCCGCUGCUUCCUCCGACACUUCGCUUGCCUGGAAUUAUAAGAUCGCUCAAGCCGGAGUCACAAAAACCUGUACUGUCGACAUUCCUCUGACAGAAGACCUGGCGAGCAGAAGUGGAAAGUCCAUUCACUAUUAUGCCCCUAACGGGACGGACAACUCCUGUCAAGAAUCCAGCAUCUUUGUCCUCGCAUUCUGGGACCUGAGAAACAUCACCGACAUCAACGAAGCCGGCACAACCGCCUUGCACUGUGAGCCCAAAAUCCACAUACAAGAUUUCCAUGUGGAAGUUGAUUCCAGCGGAAUGGUUCAGGAUCAACGUCCCAUCAGUGGGAGCUCUAUUUCCAGCGGCUCGCUCUUUCAUAACGCAUCAGCCAUCUUGGCAGACUUCAAUCAAGUGUUAGCAGGCCAGCCUCGAAAUUUUUCAUCGCAUCAUUUCAACUUCUCACGCCCUCAUGGCCACCGUCGCCACCAUCAACAUGACUGGCCUGGCCGAUUAACCGCCAAUGCCUACGACAUGACCUUCCCAGACGACUUCAUGUUGAAGUCAGAACAUCUCAUGCUCUCCGUCCAGACUGUCUACCAGACCGUCUUCAGUACCCACCUCGCUCUUUGGAAAGAUAAGUUCCUUGAGCGUCUGCCAACACAUUCUGCCCAAACGGCACACGGCAAUCUCCUAGAUAGCCUGUGGGGUUUCAUACCAUCCACCAGCCUAGUCGUCAUCAUAAUCUGUCUCCUCGCCAUCGACGCAGUCGCUCUAAUGGCCGUGUUCGCGUUUCGUUUCAAUCGCUACCGAGGACCCCGCGUUCCCCGGUCUAUUGGAUCUCUCAUCCCGUGGGUUGUCCAAAGUCGCAUGCUUGCUGACCUUGGGGAUACGUGGGAAAUGAGCGAACGCGAGCGGGAGGGGUACUUGCUUGAGAAGGACUGCAAGUACAAAGUUGGAGACUUUUCGGCCGUGGGUGGGCCCCGCUGGGCCUUGGAUUAUGAUUACGAUGACCAACGAUCAGACCCGGGGAUCGAGCUGCAGGAUCGUGGACCUGUUGAGUAAAAUAAUGAUAAUAUGUUAUAUACCACUUUCUAUGUACUUGAACAAUGAACAAAGCUAUACCAGCCGACUGAUCCUCUGC